Messenger RNA from Symbiodinium natans, 7635 nucleotides. NCBI's taxonomy places the organism in Eukaryota, Dinophyceae, Suessiales, Symbiodiniaceae. The record is from the annotation of a GenBank genome assembly.
AUGGGCGCGCCCAGAGGCGAAAGGGGUGGCGAGCGAAAGCGACGUCAGCAGUUUUACGAGUGCCAAGACUUUGCUAUCGCCGAGGCCCGUCGCCGUUUCGGUUUUGCCCUGAAAAGGGAAGACUUUCGGCAGCUGCAAAACACCGGCGCGGACACGUACAUCGAGGCCGUGGAGCAGGUGUAUUGGACGAACGGCCGGCAGUGGCAGUGGCUUUGCCGGGAGAUUCCACAGCUUAGCAUUCUGGUUCCCACCGAAAACGGGGGCACGAAAGGCAAAGGCAAGGGCAAGGGACAGCAGCCAAAGCCCGCGCCAGCUGCAAAGCCAAAGGCGAAGUCUGGGGCGACAACAGCAGUGAGGGACAAGGGAACACCGGCUCAUAUUGAGCCACAGUCCCUAGGAGAGCCUUCUGCUUUGAGCAGCGGGCCCGCGCACUCUGUCGAGACUCCGCUUCCUGCCACACCCGCGGCACCAGAGCAGCCACCGGCAGCAGGCGAGGAGGGAACAGAAGCUGAGGAGGAGGAGACGCCAACUGAGGACCCAGAGCACCUGAAGCUGGAAGAGGCCAAGGAGGAAGCGCCCGAAGUCACUAACUCAGGGGCAGUCGCUCCUGUGGUUAGUGACUCCGGUGCCGAAGGGUCUGCCGACGUGGACGUUCACACUGAGGCCGCUGUACAUAGCCUUCACACUGAGGCCGCUGUACAUAGCCCAGUUGUUGUGAGUAGCCCGCCGUCGCCAGAUUUUUCAGAGAGGGCCCAGAGCGAACCCCCAGAGCGCCCAGCGCCACAGGGGCCGCUGCGUGCUAGGCCGCGUAUCCUUAAGCCUCCCCAAGACCUUCCCCCUGGAACCUACCCCACAGUUCGUGUAGAUCCCCAGGGCAUUUGGGUUCUAGUCUCGGCUAAUCCUAACGCUCCUCCCCUGACAGGGCAGCGUGUUGCAGAGGCGCCCCAGCCCACAGCAACCGAUACUGCCACAGAGCAAAUAGAUCCCUUUGAGUUGUCCCAAAGACAGUGGGUAGAUCUGGCUUCUGUGUUCAACGCCGUUCCGCGCUCUAUUGACAUAGCGGCCGCUCAGGUUGCUAGCGCAAGGGCGGGCGAGCGUACUGAAGAGGGUUUCUCCAGGCGAGGUUAUCGAGGCGAGGUCCCCGUCACCAGCCCUGUCCAGGCAAAGGCGCAACAGCGGGAACAAGAGGCGCAGCGACUUCGGGCAGAGGCUGCAGCCAAGCCCUUGGUUGCACCAGCGCCCAGACAGGUGGGGCACCGCGAGCCGCUCUCAAUCGUUUUCGAUUGGCACAAGACGCUUGACUUAGGCCUCCGCCGGGGCCGGUGGUCGACGGCAGUUGUUGCGGCUCUCGCGCAAAUCGCCCAGGAGCACCGCCCACUCACCUUUAGGGUCCUGUCCUUCACCGGUCAAGCACAAGCAGAGGCUCAUAAGAACGAAGCUUUGCAAGCUUUACCUGCGUUGGAGCAACAGGCUGGCGUCAAAUUCGCAAGCUUUGACCAGUGCUUUGAACGCACCGGUGCAGGUGGAAAGGCUUCACUCUUGUGGUCUUUGGGAGUUGUCGAGGGGCAGCUGCCAGGCGCCCACUUCUUGGUUGACGAUAACAGGGAGAUCGUGAAGGAGUCGAAGCGCACAGGGUGCCGCACAGUAUUGGUGCAGAACGCCUACGGUCGUUACUACACCGAAGGUGACUUGCUUGACGCCAUUCGUGCCUUGUCCGACUCUUUGCACGGGCUUGGCAACGAGCGCAACACUUUGCAAGGAGCGACCCAGCUCCAGCAGUCGCAGUACCUAGAGGCACAGGCCGAGGUAACCCAGACGAGGACAGAGGCCCAAACCGUAGUGGACCAAGCCCGUGCCCAGGCACAGGCCGAGGUAACCCAGGUUGUGGCCGAGGCAACGCAAGCAGUUCUUCACACCCGUGCCGCAGCACAGGAAGAGGUCUUAGCUUCACAGCGCGCAGCGUUGGAGCGUGUAACCCUUCUUGAGCAAGAUCUUGCCAGAGCGCAGCGCGAAAGGGAGGAGAACGAGCGGAAGGUAGAGCAGCUUUUGGCUGAACGGCGCCUAGCAGAACACUACUGGGUGAACCGCGAAGUUGAACUCAACCAACAGCUCAGCGAUGCCGCACUUGCUGUAACGACUCGUGCAACGCAUUGGCCCAACAUGUCCUUUUCACCUGACACCACAAGCCAUAAUGGCCCGGCUCCUUCGACUCCACUGCCAGUUGCCCGCCAGAGGGGCACGCCACAAGGCACCGCCUCCACCCACAACGGUGGCGACAACACAAGUAGUGGUCCACAUUGUCCUCCUCCAGCGUACUCUGUCAAGGGUGCUGCCGAGGGCGCGCCAGUGGAACCGCAAACACCAGCGGACUACGAGGUUCUUGUCGCGAUUGCACGCGUUCAACGCACACCGGGAGACGAAGUCUACCUGUGGGCACAGGAAUGCCUGACACAGUCAGAAACGCAGUUGCGAGCUGACCCGCGGUUCCCAAGACUCACCCGAGAGAUCUCGGCAAAGUUGCUCAAGACCUGCCGUAGUGGUCGGUUUGGACUUUUGUUUCAACAAAUGACGGAGUCCGAGCGUAUGUCCACUGGAGGCAUGCCGAAUGGCAGGGUCAUGCUUCGUGCCAUUUUUAGGCACUUUCAGCUCGAGCGUGACCGGAUAGGAAUGCUGGGAGAAAGGAAUCUCUUAAGCAUUAAGAUGCAGGGCAACGACGUUGCUGCUCUUGAAGGCUUUAGGGAUAGAUACCUGUACGUCCUUACCACCAUUCCUAUCGAUGAGCUCCCAAGGCCACAGACCAUGUUCAAUCAUCUUCUCGAUGAACUUGAAAAGAACACAGUCAUGAGGCCAAGGUGUGAAAAGGCACGAGAGGCAACUGGUGGCAGCCACCGUCGCACGACAGAGUGGUUGUGGAGUAAAGUGGAGUUAGCGCUGCAGCUUCACCAGCAAAAGGUUAACCGAGAGGAGUUUGACAGGAACCUCCGCGCCAAACCUUCUGUGCUUACCUCCACUGCUUCAGCUGGAAGAGACCAGCCCACUGUGCCUGCAAACCCUGCGCCCAACACCACGCCGAAAGGGGCAGCAGACAAGCCGCCGAAGAAAGAAAAGAAAAACAAGACGGCAAAGAAAGACAAGGCCAGAGACAAAGACGACGAGGUCCCCGGAGUGCCUGCCACCAAGGGCAAAGGCAAGGGCAAAGAUGACAAGUCUCUCGGGACACCGCGCCAGGGCAACAAGGGCGGUGGCAAAGGCGACACUACGCCACGAUCUGCAGAGGUCAAGAGGGUUAAGGACAUGACUCCGGCAGAAAAGAAGAAGACGCCUUGCAUGUUCUAUGCCCACGGCAUGUGUAAGGCCGACCCCUGCCCCUUCUUGCAUGACGACAAAAAGAAGUACACCGGUCCGCCUCCAAGGGGCGCGGCAAAGCCCAAGGCAAAGGCGAAGGCGAACGCAGCCAUCGCAGCGGUUAUCCCGGCAAUGCCUGCCUGCAACUCGGCCAGCACUGACAGCAAUGUCACGUGGCUCUGGGAUACUGCAGCGGGGCGUCACCUCAUCGGCCGUCAGGCCCUGAGCGCUGAUAUGCGCGCCUGCGUCCGCGCGACCAGCACGCCCGUAGGUUUUGCUACUGGUGGCGGCGCCCAGCACUGUUCCCAGUCCUUGUCGUUUGGGGGCAGCAAGCUUGUGCCAAAGGAGGAACAGGUCUACGUUCUAAAAGAGUGCCCCCCGGCACUUAGCGUAGGUAAGGCCGUCCAAGACCAAGGGUGUCUCUUUGUGUGGGAUCCCAAGGAGUCUGGCCCAUACUUCGUUCCUGCCUCCGAAGUGCACCGCUGCAAGCUUAAGGUUCCAAGAGGUGCUAGGCUUAAUGCCUCUAGAGUCGUUGAGUACGUGCCACAGUUCGAUGAAAGGUUGUCCCCUUUGGUCCACCAGCCCGUCGAGCAGCUAAGCCCCGUCGAGGCUGUUGCUUCUCCAAGUGCUGUUGAGUCGGAUGCCGUUUCCCUUGCUGACGAAAGCAUCGGGGAUGGUGCCGCAGGACAUGCAGGGUACGCACCCGCCGAAGUUGCCACCAGCGACGACGAGGAGCACGAUGCUGGGUAUCUCGAGGAAGCCGAAGACUUUGUCUCUCGCGUUGGGAGGCCAGACGCAAAGUCAGAUGACCUUAUCGACGCGCCCACCGCGCCGUGGCAGCAAAUUGCCACUGAUGAUGUCAUCAUGGCCCGGGGCGACGACCAUAGGGGCAUAGGGACAGGUGAGCUAGAGGGGGCUGCCUCCGAGGUUGGUUUCAUCCCAGAGACUUCGCUUCCAAACAGGAGCAUUCACCUUCAGUCGGGCUUGCCUUACGACUUUCACACCUACUCCUUUCCAUACGCCUGCCUUUCGCUCUCGUUUGACCGCAGAAGCCACGUUGACAAGGACAAGUCGCAGUGGGAAGUUCUCACCAAGUCCCCCUUUGAAGGCAUUCGUGUGUGUUUUGGCCAGCUUGUGUACUACCGCAAGAAGGGUCCAUCGACAAGGGCUCUUGAUCCGAACCUUCAGCCUGGGUUAUUUCUAGGUUGGCGCCUAGACGCAGGCUUGCGGUAUAGGUUCGUGACGAAGGUGCUCGACUACACGGAGUUUCGCGCAAAACGCAACACUCUUGUUGUCGACGUCCCUCAGGACGAGCUCUUUGUUGAGGAAGGACCUCCGGUUUUCCCUGUAGCCAACGCAAAUCGCCGCGCCCUGAUGGAAGGGGCUGCAAAGGGCGAGCUCCCAGACAUCCCGCUUAAGGAGCGUAAAGAAAAGGAGGAUAGACGCUCUCUGCCUCCAACGCCUGGCCGGUCACUGCCGCCAACUCCCGCCGGAGCUGUGCCUCCAACGCCGGUACCAGAAAGCGUGGCUCCGCCGGCUCCGCCCGCUCCUGCUGCUGAGCCGACAGCGCCUGGCAGGGAGGUUGCUGAAGUGUCCUCUGUCGCCGGCGUCGCCGUUCCUUCUGUAACAGCCACGAGCACCAAGCUUGCCGAAGCAACUGGACAUGAGCUUCCAGUGUUUGGUGUUCCCGCCGGUGUUUCUCCCGAGCCCGCUCCUCAAAAGCCUGUCUUCAAGAAAGAAACAAACCGAAGGGCACGCAGGGCGAAGAUUAAAGGCAAAGGACUCACCACAGUGCUUGAAUACGAUUGCCCUCACGGCUCGGUCUUCGGCAAAAUCAACACCGAGCUUGGUGUCCCACACCUGCGCCUCUCCAGAAAGUCUUUUGACCUCGAGAACAACUGUGUUCAAACACAGCUCAAAGACCAACUCACCGUGCUCAACAGCGCCCACCUAUGGGGUGCUUUGCCAAAUAUAGUUGGUUUCAGGCGUAGAGACGGCGACGCUGCAAAGAGAAGGUGGUUGUCUCAGCUUGUCAGGUUUCGCAGUUCCUUCCAAGCCUUUACCCUGCAAGCGCAGCACGCUCUUGAGAAAGGUCACGACCUCACGCUCGCGUGGCCUUCCCAGUCAGAGUGUUGGCGUCGCCCAGAGGUUAAGGAGUUCCUUAGCAAGCGCCUCCACUUACUGUGCGAGGUUGAGGUUAAAGGUUGUAAUUUCGGGUGGUGGGGCAAUGAUGAUAAGCCGCUUCAUGCCUCAUUCCGGUUUUACACCACCUCAGCCCGGUUGGUAGAAGCGCUUGUUAAGUUUGAGCAAGAGAACAAAGUGGAAGAAUUCUCGAAGAACAAGGGUGUUGCGCAGCAAGUUCCCACGGACCUGCCUGCGCUUUGCCGUCACAUCGUGCUCGCCAUCAAUCCGAGAGCGCAGGCGCCCGUUGCACCUGCCAUGCCCGUCAUCCCGACGCAGGGGCAGGAAGAGCAUCGAGAGAGAGAGCAGACGUUGCGUCACGUCUCGCCUUUGGCAAACUUCGAAGAAUUUGCCGCAGUGGUCGAGUCGGACCCGACUUCACAGCGCAUCGUGGAGGAGAUUGUGGACCUGAAUGGUUUAGUGUCACAAGUUUGUGGCCUAAAUCAGGAUGGGAAGCAGUCAAGUCCAGAGGUUGCUGCUAUGGUCACAAAGCUCCUCUCAAGGGCUGAAAUGCUCGCCAGCCCAGAAGCCCUCGCUGCUCUCAGAAGCGAAGCCGAUGGCCUUAGGUCUGUCCCGGUUUGGGACGAGACGAACCCCAGAGAGUAUGCAGAUGUGCAAAAAGAGGCCAAGCAUACUGGGGCAAAGGUUCAUUUUGGCAGGUUAAUGACUAUAGUCUCGAUUAAGUUCUAUGAGCUGGCAAAGCACUUGCAGAAGCUCAAAGGACGUAUCGUCUAUAGGGGUGACUGCGCCAAAGAUGAGUAUGGGGCGGCAGCUGUAUACCAGGAGCUGGGUGCCAAUCCCACUUCUGUCCAGGGGCUCAACAACUGCCUUGCGUACGGCGCCCUUCAGGGGCAUGCCACCACGACUGCAGAUGCUAUCAAAGCAUAUGUGCAAGCAUUGCUAAAAUCAAAGCAUCAGACGUGGAUCGAACUUCCACCUGAACUCCGACCAAAGUGGUGGAGAGAGAAGUUCGCCCGGCUUCUCUUGUCGACCUAUGUUGACGACCUGACGUUGUCAGGCCCAGUAGAAGAGCACCAGGCCUUCUGGGACGAGUUAACAGCUCUGGUCGAUGUUGAGCCACCGGAGCCCGUCUUCCGUGUUUUGGGGCGCAACCACUACAUCGUUGAUGUAGAUGGUGAAGGCGAAAGUUCAGACUUACCGUCCGUUGCCGCCGCUAAGGACGCAAUGUCGUUUGACAUGGUCGAUUACGCGCAACAGACCGUAAACCUAUACUUGUCUUUGACAGGCUCCAAGAAGCUGAAGAACGUCCAAACGCCCUUCUGCCCUGAGGGGUCGCUGCCACCAUCAGAUGAUGAAGUCACUGGUGAGCUUGCGCCCGCUGCCUGUAAGUUGCUAAUGAAAGCAUUGUGGUUGGGGCGGCUGUCGCGCCCAGACAUAAUAAAGCCUAUUGGUGACUUGGCAACCUGCGUGCAGAAAUGGUCCCGCAACAACGACCGCCAGGCACAUCGACUCAUUUGCUACAUAGAUAGCACAAAGUAUCAUCGCUUGGUGGGGCAUGUUGGAGACAGCCCAGAUGAUCUAAAGUUGUCUUUGUAUGUAGAUGCAGACUUUGCCGGCGAAAAAGCCCACGCACGCAGCACCUCAGGGGGGUACUUAGUGCUUUCAGGCCCUAAUACGUUCUUCCCCUUGGCUUGGGUUAGUAAACGCCAGACUGCAACGUCCAGAUCCACCACGGAAUCUGAGAUAGUCUCGCUGGCCUACUCACUUUAUGGCGAAGGGCUUCCAGCCCUUAGCUUGUGGGAUACGCUUCUUGGCAGAACCAUGCAGAUGACUGUCCAUGAAGACAACCAAGCAACAAUCAUCAUAGCUCGCAAGGGGUCCUCCCCAAAGCUUCGCCACAUCUCAAGGACGCAUAAAGUCAACUUGUCUUGCCUCGCAGAGCAACUUGAAGAAGGCUCGGGUGUCGAUAUCCAGUAUGUUGACACCAACCUUCAAGCAGCAGACAUUUUCACGAAGCAGCUUUCCUCUGCCAAGUGGGACAAUGCGAUCCGCUUGUUGGGGUUGCGCACCAAGAUGCCCAAAGAGCUUGUUGAUAAGCGCAUGUUGUCUUCAAAACCAGGAGCAGCGCCCAAGUCUUCUAAGACAUAG